AUGGCUGUGGUGCCAGGGAGGUCCCUAAAGGCAAAGGUUGCCGGAAAGAAGGUGGCUAAGGAGGAGGUCCCUGCAUCGACCAGCAGCAGCAAGGCGGUGGCCAUUUCGGCACCGCCCAGCAACACCAGCAGCAAGCAGCCCAGCAGCGGGCCCGGCGGCGCGCCGCCGCCGGGCGCAAACCUCGCCGCGCGCGGCGGCCCGAGCGCGGGCGGCCUCGGUGCCGGCCCUGGCGGCGCGCAGGGCGGCGCGGCGGGCCAGGGCGGCGGCGGCGCCCGUGAGAAGCCCGGCCUGCCAGUGCUGACAGAGGCGUCGAUGCGCUCGUAUUUUGCCGAGCCCCUGCCCAGCUUCCGGGACGUCCCGCCCGCCGAGAAGCAGCUGCUCUUCGUGCAGAAGCUGCACCUCUGCUCCUUCUCUUUCGACUUCUCGGACCCCUCCAAAACCGUCCGCGAGAAGGAGCUCAAGCGGCAGACGCUGCUGGAACUCGUGGACUAUGCCAACAGCGGCCAGGGCAAGUUCACAGAGGCGGUCAGCGAGGACAUAGUGUUCAUGCUGAGCCAGAACCUGUUCCGGACGCUGCCGCCCAGCCGCAGCCACGACGUGGACAACUUUGACCCGGAGGAGGAGGAGCCGCUGCUGGAGCCGGCGUGGCCGCACCUGCAGCCCAGGGGUUCCGUGGCAGUCGCAGGCGGCGCGGCCGUGGUGAUGCGGGCUGGUGCAGUCGCGCUGCCAGGGCGCGGCAACGGCCAUGCCGGCAGGCAGCCAGCCGCAACACGUGCUGACAGCAGCAGAAGCUCGGCACUGAUGAUCGUCUACGAGUUCCUGCUGCGGUAUGUGGUGUCCAACGAUACGGACGCCAAGGUGGCCAAAAAGUAUGUGGACCAGGGUUUUGUGCUGCGGCUGCUGGAGCUGUUUGACAGCGAGGACCCGCGGGAGAGGGAUUACCUGAAGACCAUCCUGCACAGGAUCUACGGCAAGUUCAUGGUCCACCGGCCGUUCAUCCGCAAGGCCAUCAACAACGUGUUCUACCGCUUCAUAUUCGAGACGGAGCACCACAACGGCAUCGCGGAGCUCCUGGAGAUACUGGGCUCCAUCAUCAACGGCUUUGCCCUGCCGCUGAAGGAGGAGCACAAGGCGUUCCUGGUGCGCGCGCUCAUGCCGCUGCACAAGCCCAAGUGCGUCGCCAUGUACCACCAGCAGCUCGCAUACUGCGUCACACAGUUUGUGGAGAAGGACCCGAAGCUGGCGGACCCGGUGCUGCGGCAGCUGCUCAAGUUCUGGCCUGUUACCAACAGCCAGAAGGAGGUGCUGCUGCUGGGGGAGCUGGAGGAGGUCCUGGAGCUGACUCAGCCGGCGGAGUUCCAGCGCGUGCUGGUACCCCUCUUCCGCCAGCUGGCGCGGUGCCUCACCAGCGCCCACUUCCAGGUCGCGGAGCGCUCCCUGUUCCUGUGGAACAACGAGUACAUAGUCAGCCUUGUGGCGCAGUUCAGGCACGACGUGCUGCCCAUGGUCUUCGGGCCCCUGCAGGACAAUGCGGACAACCAUUGGAAUCCGGCGGUGCAUGGGCUGUCGCUCAACGUGCGGAAGAUGUUCCAGGAGCUGGACGAGCAGCUGUUUGAGGAGUGCCGGCAGCAGUGGGAGGAGGAGCAGCAGCACCAGCGCCUGCUGGAGGAGCAGCGGCGGCGGCGCUGGGCCGACGUGGCGCAGGAGGCGACCAAGAGCGCCACCGCGCGCGGCCUGCCGAACGGCGCGAUCGGGAACGGCAGCGAAACGUACACGCCGCUGCUGAUACGCAGCCAGUGA
Molecule: messenger RNA, 1800 nt
Organism: Monoraphidium neglectum
Lineage: Eukaryota; Viridiplantae; Chlorophyta; Chlorophyceae; Sphaeropleales; Selenastraceae
Product: Serine/threonine protein phosphatase 2A regulatory subunit B' beta isoform
Exons: 12
Coding region: 1-1800 (599 amino acids)
Biological process (GO): signal transduction
Cellular component (GO): protein phosphatase type 2A complex
Molecular function (GO): protein phosphatase regulator activity
Source: RefSeq, a predicted model, not a curated record